Molecule: messenger RNA, 836 nt
Organism: Malaya genurostris
Lineage: Eukaryota; Metazoa; Arthropoda; Insecta; Diptera; Culicidae
Product: spore coat protein SP96-like
Exons: 2
Coding region: 70-648 (192 amino acids)
Source: RefSeq, a predicted model, not a curated record
UGCAGUACUUUUCAGUGAAACAUACAAACUUCAACCGGCAUCAUCAGCAACAAAACAGGAACAAACGUGAUGACCCGUGUUCGGUACCUGUUGGAUUUAGCUCUAUUUGUGCUACUGGAAGCUCUGGUCGUACAGUGCAAUGUAACGCCAGACCUGCAGCUAGUGGAAUUCGGACAGAGCAGUGCCACCGAUAGGAUUUGUUAUUACAGUAAAAUUUUCGCUGGAAGAUCCAGUCCCAAGCUGUUCAAUUUUAACAACCCCACCAACAUGCCCAUCACAUAUGUCAAAGUACAGCAAUCAUCAAGCAGUCACAGUGGAGUAGUUGCACAAAUCACAAGUGGCGCUAUCGGAACACGUUCGAUUACCGUGUUCGUUCAAGCAGCAUCAAACCGACUAUCUUUCGGUGCCAACGUUAUCAUCGAGAUGAUGUGCACUCCUCCAGCCUCCACUACUACAGCUGCAGUAACUGUCACUCCAACUGGAUCCGCAACGACAUCUACUACCGUCUCCGGAUUCACGUUAACUGGUUUAGGAACAACAACAACGGCAGCAGCUUCGACGACAACCGCAGCAACGACGACAACCGCAGCAACGACGACAACCGCAGCAACGACGACAACCGCAGCAACGACGACACUUGCAGGCUAAGCCAGUAAUAGAGUUUUAUUUUUGAGAACAUCCCGAGGAAAAGUCGAAAAUAACCUAAAACCUAAAUUUCCUUUAUUCAAUUGUAACUUCGAUUGUACCAUAGGAAAAAAGUGAAUUAAGAAUGUUUCAUUGCACUAAUAAACGUUUGUUUCUUAAUCAUCGUACACAAUAAAUAUUUUACACUUCAA